Messenger RNA from Bufo bufo (common toad), 3530 nucleotides. RefSeq names its product profilin 2 (gene PFN2). Gene Ontology annotation, biological process: actin cytoskeleton organization; regulation of actin filament polymerization; positive regulation of actin filament bundle assembly. The record is from RefSeq and is a predicted model, not a curated record. Bases 212 to 634 code for a protein of 140 amino acids. The transcript has 3 exons. Gene Ontology annotation, cellular component: cytoplasm. Gene Ontology annotation, molecular function: actin binding. Lineage: Eukaryota; Metazoa; Chordata; Amphibia; Anura; Bufonidae.
UGUAGCGGCAUUACAGGGGGAGGGGGGCUACACCCGAGCGCUGCCCUAUUUCCUUGGCUUCUCCCGGCUGUCGGAGCUCAGAUUAUCUCCGGCCGUGACGGAGCCGCUUCACCCCUGAUACCGGCUACCCUCAUCCCUACCCCGGGCUCCUCGCUCUCGCUAACACCGGUACCUCUUGGUCGCCCCUGUCAGUGUCCCCCCCCCACUGAAGAUGUCCGGCUGGCAGGAUUACGUGGAUAUGUUGAUGGCCGAUGGCAGCUGCCAGGAGGCCGCCAUUGUCGGGUACGUGGACGCCAAAUACGUCUGGGCAACAACCUCCGGAGGCUUCUUCCAGACACUAACGCCUGCAGAAAUAGAUGUCCUGAUAGGAAAGGACAGAGAAGGAUUCUUCACUAAUGGCCUAACUGUUGGAGGAAAGAAAUGCUCGGUGAUCAGAGACAGCCUGUAUAUUGAAAAUGAUUACACAAUGGACAUCAGGACAAAAAGUCAAGGUGGAGAACCAACAUACAACAUUGCUGUAGGAAGAGCUGUCAGAGUCUUGGUAUUCGCAAUGGGGAAGGAAGGAGUCCAUGGAGGCGGCUUGAAUAAAAAGGCGUUUGCAAUGGCAAAAUACUUGAGAGAUAUGGGAUUCUAACUGCUAGGCCAACUUAUAUUCUAGGGGGAUAAUAAAUAAAAAAAUUGCUACUAAACUUUCCUGUCUGAACAAAGCAUCUGGAAAUUUUAUUAGCAAUAAAUGGGGUGAUGGGGGAUGAACCUGUGUCUCCUUUUUAAGUGGGGAAAGUUCUUUUUUUUUUUUUCUCUUUUUUUUUUUCUUUUCAAGCAAUUAUAGUUUCAUGGCAAAUUUAUGUCCUGAAUGGGACAACCCAACCGGAUGCUCCGUUAACUGCUUUCACCCUUCCUCAAAGGCUUUACCACUGAGCAGCAUCUCCUGCCAGCAAUCGCUGCGUCUCCCCAUCAUUCAGGCUGUGUGUGAUGGUGACCCAUUCGUCUUACGUUUUGCCCAUUGUCCUUUCGUCCAUGUCGACAGUACUCAUGACCCCCCCCACCCAUGAUUGAAUUGUAGUCCCAAAAUGUGAACUAUGUGGCUUUAAGUGUGUUUACGGACUAGUCACCCAUAGUGUCUGAUACAUUGUAUUUGAGAUUUGUGUAGUCAACUGUGGCUACAAGUCCCAGUUCAAGAAACUUGAGUACCGAAUGUAAACUUUGCCACAAAUUGUACCUCAGCUAAGCAAGUUUCAGUCCUUUCUCCUAUAAAACACGAAGUACUUGACCAAGGUGGUUGGCAUUGUAUACAAAACUCAGUUUUGCCAGGAGAUUUUUUUUACCAUUUUGUGCUGCUCUGCUAGAAGCAUGAUGUAUUAAGCACAUGCAUGUGUUGUCUUGCAAGAAGUCUAGGCUUAGUAUAAGUAGAGGCCUAGCGUCUUAAGUCUGCAGGACCGCAACAAGGCGUGGGCCAUGAGCAUAAUGUAUACUGGGGUGAAUGGUGGCACACAGAAAAACACUAGAAAAGGAAAUAUGUCUAUAAAACCACUGGAUUGGUUGCCUUUUGAGUGGUUUGAGCAUAUACACAGCUCAGCUUAGUCUUCCUUUGCUCAAACACGGGUAGAAAUAUCUACACGGAACACUAAAUUCUGGGUCCACGUUCUCACUACUAUUUUAUGGUGUAUUUCUGAUUGAUCCCUAUUAAGAGUCCAGAUCAUGGUGCCGCUGUCUGGCAGUGAUCUUUCUGCCCGGAGGGAUGUGUUUUUGGUGCAAUAACUUAAUUACACCUUUUUAUUUCAUACUACUAUAUGCCAAAUCAUUUAUUUUUUAUUUUUAAAGAAAUGUUUUAAAGCCAUUAUCCUGGUUGAGAUGGGGGGGGGGGGUGUCCUUUAACCUUCAGAUUCCUCUUUACAAUCUUACACCCGGCACUGCAGCACAGCAAAUGGACAUGGGAGGAGCAUGAGAAUUGCUACAGAAGCGCCAGUGUAGGAGGGUCUUGCAUAUAGUCCCGUAAACUUACACUUAUACAUUUUUCUCUUUUGUGGAUCUGUAUCGUCAGCCUUUAGCAUGGUGAGCAAUUGCCCAUAUCGCAAUGUUAAAGGGAAUAGCUUAAAAUAAAAAAAAUUCUUGAUGCCACAUGGGUACCCUGUCACUUUCUACUUCCUGGUAAUGGGACUGGUCACUGUUGUAUGGGAGCAGUGGGACAUUGUGAGAUUUUACUUUUUAAGCCAUGUUGCCCUAUUUUAUAUUUUUUAUAUUUAUUUAUUUUUGUCCUGGCCAAGGCAACCCCUUGAACUAAUCUGGUCUUGCCCUCCUACAAAUAUCCAUCCUCUUGUUUAGUUGUGACGUUGGCUCUGACAGUGUUGGCUGGUCAAAGAUCCUGCUGUCGACUCUAGGCUCUACAAGAACGUCUUACACUCUUGAAAUAAAAUAGGUCAAACAGGUUUCUCGGUCUUAACACUACAAAUAGGAAAUCCUUCCUUUUUGAAGGUGCCCGUUGACACUGGCUCUUGCCCAGCUAGCUGAUUUUUUAUUUUUUUUUGGUAGGGAGUAUUGUGAUUGAAGCCCUUACAAUAACGUGGUAAGGUUUUUUUCUGGUAGGGAAUAUUGUGAUUAUACCCCUUCUAAUGUAUAAUGUUGUGGUAUAUUUUUGUUCAUAGGACCAAUUGCAGCUACAUAAUUCCCAGGCACUUAAAGGCAUGAUGUAUCUUUAAAGCAAACCAGUCCCAAAUUAUAAGGCCCUGCAUUGUGGUCUGAAUCAGUAUUCUAGUUGACAAGGGAAUGGUUAUCUUCAGGUUUGAGGCUUGCAUUACCAAGCGCCUCAAUGAUGCAGUGAUUUCGGACUGAACUCGCUCAGAACACUGGUCCAGGCCACCUUAUGGCAGCCCGAUCUGCCAGCUGCAGUGACGUCCUCCAGCUUAUUGUCUUUGGCUCCCCUAAGAACAAUGACCUUGCUGCUCGAUUCUCUCCAUAGGUUUUAAGGGGUUGGUAGUUUGCAAUAGCGCUGCUGAUUAAACCGUAACAGCGAAUUAACAAUUGGGGAAAGUUUGCUGCAGAAUCAGUUCAGCACAUUUUCCUUGUAUUAUUUGAUGUGUAUAACCUGGUUGUCAGUUAAAUUCACUGCUCAGCGUCUUAUUUUAAUAUAAAUGACAAAUAAGAAUUCUUUGUACUAAAGAAUAGUAGAUGGCAUUCUUUAGAAUGAACCUGGCUGUAUUUGUGAUAGCUUCAUAUGUAUUCUGUGCCAUAUGACAAAACAAAGCCGCGAGAUGGGUUUUAACUGACACAAGGUCCUCCUUCCUCUGGAAUGGCACUUCUGUAAAGACAUUUUAGUAUUUUGCUUCCGUUUGUCUUGUGUAUCAUGUAAAAGGAAAAGAAAAAAAAAACCUGUAUACAUUCUUGUUAAUUUGUCCAUAUCUUUCCCUGCACUUUUGUUACAUCUGGGAUACAGUCUAACUCAUCUGAUUUAAUAUGCAUUUAAGGAAAUGCCAUAAACUAUUAAAACACCUUGUUUACAGACAGAUGAAAUUAAAUUUAUUCCAACCAAAAUA